AUGGACCAUUCAACAAGCACAGCCGAGAUCGUCUCCGCCCAAUUGAUAACUGCGACCCUUAGUGGCCUUGCCUACAACUCCAUGACCCAACCAUCAGGGCUUAUAUGCGAAGCUGACGCCGACGUGGGCUUCCCUCUUCGUAUAUCUCCUGUCAUCUGCAUUAUCGACGCGAUCAACAUCAUGGGUCACUUCGCGUGGUAUUGUUGUACUAAAGGAUCCCUCUACGAGGUCAUGAAAGCCCUGCUCGGCUGGCGAUUCAAGGGUCAGCAUCACGCCGAGCUACGAGAUGCUUCGCCUACUGGCUCUCCCAAACGAAUUCUCAAGACAGUGGUCUCCAAGAUUCUGCCGCGAAUCAUCACCUCCUCCCCGCCAAUCUGCACAUUCAUCAAGAUUUGCGGUUCCGAGGGGCUUGUAUGGACAAAAGUCAUCGCUGUGGCGUUCGUCUUUUCGUUUAUCGUUUCCGAACUAUUAGUCGUCUGGCCUGCGAUGAUCUGGCCUGAGAUGAUUAUCUCAAUUGCCGAGCCGAACAAGAACCCCCAGUCAAACGAGGAUCCCCAGCCCAACGAGAAUCCCCAGCCCGACAACGAUGAACAUUCGCCAUACUUGGUAACCUACUCCUCAAUCGCUCUUGCGGUCAUGUUCAUGCUGUGGUUCGCAUCUGCGGCUGCCCAAGAUUGCUGGGGGCAACCUCAUCACAUCCAACCUCAGUGGUUGGCCAAGACCACCGGCAUGCUGGGCUGCCCGUUGGCUGUAUCCGCGCUCCUCUACUUAUACUACGGGAACAUUGCCGACAUAAAGAACAGACUGGAGUCAACCCAGUCUAUCACGGCCAUUAUAGCUGCGACUUGGUGCGCGAUUGCCAUGUGGUUCGCCGCGGAGACAUUGGAGGCUUUGAGAAGAGUGGCGGCCAAUUCCCACGCACGAGAAACGGUCGAAAUGUUCACCGCGUGGUAUUUCUUCUGUCUCAAUUUCGCCACAGCACUGAUUUACUACAUGUAUAGUUACAACCCAGCUGGUACAGCAAAGCCCCACUGGGAUUGGGAAGAAUGGCUGGGAUAA
Molecule: messenger RNA, 1059 nt
Organism: Colletotrichum chrysophilum
Lineage: Eukaryota; Fungi; Ascomycota; Sordariomycetes; Glomerellales; Glomerellaceae
Exons: 2
Coding region: 1-1059 (352 amino acids)
Source: RefSeq, a predicted model, not a curated record